AUGGUUAGUUCAGCUAAUAUGGACAGACUGGAUGAAUACAAUGAUUCUUUCAGAGGUUGGGAGAGUAGUGUGUGGCAUGGUUUUCACCUGGAGGACUGGAGAAGACAUGGAGCCAUCAACAGAGUUGCCUAUUUUGAGGUGGAGAUACUGGAUCACAAGAGCAAGGUGCAACUCUGCUACCUGGAUAAGGUGGAACCCAAUGCCACCAUUGCAGAGAUUAAGACUUUGUUGCACAGGAUCUACCCCAAGUUUUAUCCAUCAAGACAGGCGCUGAAGCUGCAUCCUGAGGGAAAGGCCCUCAAGGACGAUGAUGUGCUGGAAGAUCUACCAGUUGGGACAACUGCAACGAUGUUCUUCCAAGACCUCGGCCCACAGUUAGGGUGGACUAUGGUAUUUCUAGCAGAGUGUCUUGGGCCGCUUUUCAUUUAUUUGCUGUUCUACUGCCGUCUUCCAUUCAUCUACAGUUAUGAGUAUGACUAUACACAAAGCCCAUUCAAAGUUGUCAAGUUAGCUUGUUGGUGCCACUCUCUGCAUUACAUUAAGAAGCUUGUGGAAACCAUUUUUAUCCAUCGCUUUUCAGGCGGAACUUUACCUUUACGCACCAUCAUGCUGCUCUGUCUGUACUAUUGGGGGUUUGCAACAUGGCAGGCCUAUUACAUCAACCAUCCGCUCUAUACACCACCAACCUAUGGGAGACUCCAAAUCUUCUGUGGACUGGCAAUGUUUUUGGUUUGUGAGUGUGGAAACCUUUCAGUUCACCUGAUUCUGAAUCGAAUAAGCUCUAAUGGGUCCAGGCCUACAGAGAUCCCUUAUCCCACAAAGAAUCCCUUCACUUGGCUCUUUUUCUUCGUGUCCUGCCCAAACUACACAUAUGAGGUAGGAUCAUGGCUCAGCUUCACAGUCAUGACACAAUGUUUUCCAGUUGGGGUUUUCACAUUUUUGGGUUUCGUUCAGAUGACUAUAUGGGCUCGGGAAAAGCAUAAAACCUACACCCAGGAGAUCAAAGACUAUCCAGAAAUGAGAACGGCCAUCAUUCCACUCUUCCUCUAGAGCUAUUAAGAUGAAACUACAUGCACUUUUGCCAUUGGAUGCCUCACCAAAUAUCAUGUUAUGAGCAGCAAAAUAAGGCCUAUAUAUUCUUUUUCUCUGCCAGGCCUGGUAAUUUUCUUUCAGACACAAUUCAUUUUGUGUGAUGUUCUCUCUGAAGUGAAAUGGUAAUUACUGUAAUUACAUUAAUUAUGAAGAGAUUAAUACUGAGGAUAGAGGUAGUACUGCAAGGUUG
Molecule: messenger RNA, 1282 nt
Organism: Myxocyprinus asiaticus (Chinese sucker)
Lineage: Eukaryota; Metazoa; Chordata; Actinopteri; Cypriniformes; Catostomidae
Gene: tecrl2b
Product: trans-2,3-enoyl-CoA reductase-like 2b
Exons: 13
Coding region: 1-1050 (349 amino acids)
Biological process (GO): very long-chain fatty acid biosynthetic process
Molecular function (GO): oxidoreductase activity, acting on the CH-CH group of donors
Source: RefSeq, a predicted model, not a curated record